AUGAGCUUGCCUGUCCGACAACAACCACAAGGGGGAUUUGUGGAAGCCUCACCCGCCGAUCGUAAGAAUAGCCAGCAAAACCUCGAAUGUAAGCACAGAGAAAACGAGUGUUGCGCUCAUCUUGAUUUCGACUGGGAGGAAUUGAAAACAAACGUUUUCACGUGGAGCGCUGCUUGCUCCAAUAUGUGUCGUCUUGGACUGAUGGUGAUAAUGAUAAUAAUGAUAAUCGAUCGUCAACGAAGUGCUUGGGACGGAUACGUUUACAAAGGAAUGGAUGGUCGUUUAUCGACCAAGCCCAAUGGACGGAAGGAGCUUGUCUGUUUCGGAGUGGCGUUGGUGGCGGUGCAGGCAGUCGAAUUGAUCAACCCAAUGUUCAUCAUCUGCGGGCAGGGUUUGGGACAGAUCGCAUCAUCCAUCUUCUGGACAAUAUCAUUUAUUGACAGCUCUCUCGUGUGUCAGUUUCUCAUCUUGGAUUUUCAGCUACCACAGAAUUAUAAGAAAUCGUCGCAGCAGUGA
Messenger RNA from Penicillium oxalicum, 516 nucleotides. RefSeq lists its product as uncharacterized. The coding region runs from base 1 to 516 and encodes 171 amino acids. Lineage: Eukaryota; Fungi; Ascomycota; Eurotiomycetes; Eurotiales; Aspergillaceae. The record is from RefSeq and is a predicted model, not a curated record. The transcript has 2 exons.